AUGGAUUUUGAUGAAAAAUUCUCAUCUCAUCUUCCAUUGUUCUCUAUGGACAAUGCCUCAUCAUCUAAUUUUAUAGAUGAGUUCCCUUUAGAAAAUGAUGAUGUUAACCCAAUUGAAACUUUUAAUGUAAAUGUAUCAUCCCCUCUUCCGAUUAAUUUUCACCAAACAAAUUAUUUGGAUUCUCUUACAAACUUUUCAAAGGAUUGUUUAUCAAAUUCAAAUUUUCAUAAAAACAAGCCCUGUAUAAAUCAAAAAACUCACCAUGAAGUUUUAGAGCAUUCUCAAUUAAUCAACUCAAUAAAUAUUACUCAAACAUAUAACAACCCUUUUAAGUAUUCUGAGUUAAACCUCUCAAAUAACAAGCUUUUGAAUGAAAACUCGUGCACAACUCCUAUAAUCAAUCCCGCCAAUAUUUCAAGUGAUUUAUCAACUAUCACAACAGUCAAAAAGGCAAAGGGAAAGAAGUCAAAUGAACUCAAGGCUAAAUGGACUACUGAAGAAGACAGAUUAUUGAUCGACUUAGUUGAGCAUCAAGGCAUGAAGCAAUGGUCUAAAAUUGCCCAAUUUUUUGAAGGAAGAAUUGGAAAACAAUGCAGAGAAAGAUGGUACAACCAAUUGAAAUCAAAUAUUAAGAAAGAUGAAUGGACUGAAGAGGAGGAUAGAAUUAUCAUAAACGCCCACGCAAAAUUCGGAAACAAAUGGGCAGAAAUUGCCAAUAUGUUACCUGGAAGAACAGAUAACUCUAUAAAAAACCAUUGGAAUGCCACUAAAAGAAGGCAUUUUUCUAACAGAAAAUCUAGAACAAAGACUUUAAGGCAAAGCUCUAUUUUGGAUGAGUACAUGAAGAGCUUAACUCCUGAAACCAUCAAUGGAGCUUAUUUGAAUCAAUCCUCCUCUUCAACAAUGGCGUUUAUGGAAAAUAAUAUUCAAAUCGGACAAAUGGAUGCAAGCUCCGGCUAUCAAUUAGGUCGAGAACAGGACAUCAAUGAGCUUCCGAAUUUUAACUUUGACCCUCAAAUUUUUGAUGAUAGUAACAUAAACUAUCUUCUUGAUGAUACAAAUUUCAACAUGGAUGAUAAUAAUGGGGGCGAUGUUGGUAACGAUCUUACAAAUGAUAAUAAUGGGGGCGAUGUUGGUAACUGCACUAAUUCUAGCCUAACGAUGCUGCAAGCCGAGAACAAAAACGAUCCAGAUUUAUAUUGGAUUUAA
Messenger RNA from Amaranthus tricolor (Joseph's coat), 1209 nucleotides. Its product is annotated as transcription factor MYB98-like. Bases 1 to 1209 code for a protein of 402 amino acids. Gene Ontology annotation, biological process: regulation of DNA-templated transcription. The record is from RefSeq and is a predicted model, not a curated record. Gene Ontology annotation, molecular function: RNA polymerase II cis-regulatory region sequence-specific DNA binding; DNA-binding transcription factor activity, RNA polymerase II-specific. Gene Ontology annotation, cellular component: nucleus. The transcript has 3 exons. Lineage: Eukaryota; Viridiplantae; Streptophyta; Magnoliopsida; Caryophyllales; Amaranthaceae.